AUGAAUAACAAUACGAAUACCACCAAUAUGAGCCAUUUCUUUGGUCAGCAGCACCUUUUGCACCAACAGCAGCAGCAGCAGCCAAGAAAUUACACAUUUCCUCCUCCUCAAUUACAGCACCAAUUUCAUCAUGAUACCAAUCCAAAACACAUAUUCGCUAUCCCUCCUCCCCCUUUAUUGUCAGCUAUUCCUCCCCCUCCAUUUGACAGAGACAUUUCGCCACCCAGAAAGAGAACUCGCACUUCCCCUGAGCAACUUGCCGUACUUGAGAAAUCUUUCAGCUUGAAUCCAUCGCCGAAUAACCGUGUGAGAGAACAAUUGGCACAUCAAUUGGGCAUGCCUGAAAGAUCGAUUCAAAUUUGGUUUCAAAACCGUCGUGCCAAGGUGAAGAAUCAGGCCAAACGCUCUGUUCAAAUGCAAGAUUCCACACUCUAUAUGCAACAGCAAUAUGCUGCAAGUGCUGCUGCCGCUGCCUGUCAAAGUGCAGCAUUCCAGCAACAACAAGAUUCCAUUGACCCUAAUUUAUACUAUUACUAUUACUACUAUUAUUUCCAUCAGCAGCAACAACAGCAACAGAGACAAGCAUUGUCCGUGGUAACGGAUCCAUCUGCUUUUCCUCCUCCUCCGCCACCUGCACCGUCCUCUUCCUUCUCGACACCCACUUCCUCCUAUCCGGCUCCAAUCAACACAAACAGUAUGCCUGACUUGACCCUGUCUGCCUCCACAUCCAGCUCAUCCAUCACCUCGGACAACCAUCAUCAUCAUCAUCGUCGCCAUCAUCAUAGAUCUUCAUCUGCUUCUUCAUCCUAUACCGAACGCACCAGAGCACAUUCCGUUGGACCCUAUCCGUAUUACCGCAAAUCAACUCCACAAGAAAGACAAUCUUCUCUGGGUCCUCCUCCAACUGCUUCCAUGAGCAAUCCCAUUUCCACAACAGCCUCGACUGCCACCACUUCAUCUAAUACCACUGCAACAACCACAACUCCCACCAACAUCAUGCAAUCUCAUCCACUCUUAUUCAACACAUCAUCUGAUGCCGCCAAACUUUACAAUUCAUCCACCAUCCUCGAAGAACCUUAUCAUAUUGCACCAUCUUCUAAUUCAGCAAAACCAUCAGCACAACAGAAAUACAACCUCACAGCACAAACACUGCAAAUCGGCACAUGGAAACGUGUUUGCGAUCUUCACUGCCACAUGGACCUUUCGGCACGCACACUGGUCUGGUGCAUUGGCGACGAACAGCAAAGCUUCCGCAUCGACAUUAAACUGAACUUGAUCCAGUUUAUUCGUAUGCAAAGUAAUAGUAUGACAAACACAAAUAAACUAGAGUUCUUUUUAAGUUCACCUGAUCAAGUGAAAUUCUUCAUGACGACGACGACAGAUGGAAGCGCCUGGGUUCAAUGCCAUGACUUUACGCAAGACAAGCAAGCCUCGUCGGAAAAUGUACAUGUGCUGGAGGGCUUUAGUCUACUACAAGCUGAAUUUAUGGAAAUACUGAUGCAGGCACCAGAUCUCCAGUCGUUGGUCAUUCAAGAAGAAGAACCAGCAACAGCAGCAGCAGACAUGUUGCAAGAUGAUGCUGUUGCCAGCAUGUAUCAUCAUGGAAGCCAGAAUAGCAGCUUCUUGAACAACAAUAGCAGCCAAAGCUUGUUGCUGGACGACGUUUCGACAACAGACGAUGGCAUGGCCACCAAUUUACUAUUGCUACAAGGAUUGCAUUUGCCCUGA
Mucor velutinosus is the source of this 1728-nucleotide messenger RNA. Its product is annotated as peptide transporter ptr2. The transcript is spliced from 2 exons. Gene Ontology annotation, cellular component: nucleus. NCBI's taxonomy places the organism in Eukaryota, Fungi, Mucoromycota, Mucoromycetes, Mucorales, Mucoraceae. The record is from RefSeq and is a predicted model, not a curated record. Gene Ontology annotation, molecular function: DNA-binding transcription factor activity, RNA polymerase II-specific; RNA polymerase II cis-regulatory region sequence-specific DNA binding. Gene Ontology annotation, biological process: regulation of transcription by RNA polymerase II. The coding region runs from base 1 to 1728 and encodes 575 amino acids.